UCUCCUCCUGAGGAAGGGGAGGGAUGACACAACUGCGGGGGGGAUCCUUUAAAAGCUGGGCAGUGGGCACUGCACUCAGAGCUGAAUUCAGGAAGCCUCAGCACUGUGGCUGGAUCGGGUCCACUCAUGGCAUCACUGGAACCAGGCCUCACCAGGUCCCUGAACAGGGGCCCCAUGUCCCCACAGCAGCCUAGCACUCAGGACCAGACCCUCCUGGAUGAGCUCAUCAGCAUCCCCAAGGGCAGUGGGCCUGGGUUCAGCUUUAGGAAACUCUGGGCUUUCACCGGUCCCGGCUUCCUCAUGAGCAUCGCCUACUUGGACCCGGGCAACGUCGAGUCAGACCUGCAAUGCGGGGCCGUGGCGGGAUUCAAGCUGCUGUGGGUGCUGCUGUGGGCCACCGUCCUCGGGCUGCUGUGCCAGCGCCUCGCCAUCCGUCUGGGCGUGGUGACCGGCAAGGACCUGGGCGAGAUUUGCUACCUCUAUUACCCCAAGGUGCCCCGUGUGCUGCUCUGGCUCAUGAUUGAGAUCGCCAUCAUCGGCUCGGACAUGCAGGAGGUGAUCGGGACAGCCAUUGCUUUCAGCCUGCUCUCAGCUGGCCGCAUCCCCCUCUGGGGUGGGGUCCUCAUCACCAUCGUGGACACCCUAUUUUUCCUCUUCCUCGAUAAGUAUGGGCUCCGCAAACUGGAGGCUUUCUUCGGUCUCCUCAUCACCAUCAUGGCCCUGACCUUUGGCUACGAGUACGUGGUGGUGAGGCCAAGGCAGGCGGAGGUGCUGAAGGGCAUUUUCCUGCCCAGCUGCCCGGGCUGCGGGCAAAAGGAGCUGCUGCAGGCCAUGGGCAUCAUCGGCGCCAUCAUUAUGCCCCAUAACAUCUUCCUCCACUCCUCCUUGGUCAAGACACGGGUGAUCGACCGCUCCAAGAAGGAGGCAGUGCAGGAGGCCAAUAUGUAUUUCCUGACCGAGUCCUGCCUGGCCCUCUUUGUCUCCUUCCUCAUCAACCUCUUUGUCAUGGCUGUCUUCGGCGAGGCUUUCUACCACCAGCGAAACGAGGACGUGCACAACAAGUGCAUCAACAGCAGCAUCAGUCACUAUGCCGGCAUCUUCCCCACCAACAACAAGACAGUCUCUGUGGAUAUCUACCAGGGGGGUGUCAUCCUGGGCUGCUAUUUCGGGGCAGUGGCACUGUACAUCUGGGGCAUCGGGAUCCUGGCAGCGGGACAGAGCUCCACAAUGACCGGGACUUACGCAGGGCAGUUCGUCAUGGAGCCCGGGGAAGGUGCUGAUGACCCUCAUAACGGGGCUGGUCUGCGCCAUCAACAUUUACUUCGUGGUGGACUUCUUGCCAACACUGCACGGCCUGGAGUACCACAUUCCCCUGAGCCUGCUACUGGCUGCCUACGUGGCUUUCGUCGCCUACCUGGUAGGGCUGGCACCGCGGGACAGGGGCGGGACAGUGUCCUUGGUGGGUGCUCAUCGACCUGUCCCCUUUGCCCCUGCAGAUCUGGACAUGCAGCAUCGCACAUGGAGCCCGGUUCCUGGCCCGGGGCCACCACAGCCGGUUCAAUUUCGGUCUCGCCCUCGACCCGACAGAGACACGGUGACAGAUCCCAUCCCUGCUUGUUAUCCCCACAUCCCUGCUCACCGCGGCCUCCUGGACACGGAUUUGCUGCCAUUCCGAGUCCGGGCAUGUUUUGGCCAGACAUGCACCCAGCAAGGAAAGGGUUAACAGACAGGCAGCCCUCCCCCCAGGAUCUGCGAGCUCAGCGCUUCUUCCCACCCCCAACCCCCGCCAAUUCCGGGGUGCUGGUCCAGGCUCGAUGCGAGGGGAGUGGGAUAGAGCGGGAGAUUCUCCCAUCCGCUGGCACAGACGCUUCAGUGAAUGAGCCGCGUCGGAGACUUCCCCUGCUCAUUACCGCCAGGAACCGCCGGCCCCCGGGACCGCUAAUCACGGCUGGGGACCGCUAAUUACCGCCGGGGACCGCUAACCACCCCCCGCCGCCGGCCCCGGGACCGGCCCCAUCCCCACGGGGGGCUCCGAAACUCGGGGGGAGGGGGACGGCUGAUAAACGGCGUGUUUGGAACCGGCCUCGGCCUCGCUGCUGCUGCUGCUGCGUGGCCCCGGAGCGGGGCGGGGACCCCCGGGCCCGUUCCGGGGCGGCCCUUGCCCCGCGCGGGGAGUGGCAGCGGUGCCACCGCGCGGCCGUGUGGGCGCGGGGGGCUCGGCGCCAGCCUUUCGCAUUCCCGCGGGGGAGCGGGGCGGCGGGGAGCCGUGCGUGCCUUCUCCGCCCCGGAUGCCCCGUUUCCCGCCCGCCGGUAGCGCCGGAUGCGGACGCGGGGCCGCUCGGGGCCUGCCCGGUGCCGCUCGGCGGGCGGGGGGGUCCCGGCGCUCCGGCCCCGCCGCGGGCCGCGCUGGCGAGACGCUGCCCGGCUGUUUCAAG
This is a messenger RNA of Motacilla alba alba, 2435 nucleotides long. It is a transcript of the gene SLC11A1, whose product is annotated as solute carrier family 11 member 1. Gene Ontology annotation, molecular function: manganese ion transmembrane transporter activity; iron ion transmembrane transporter activity; cadmium ion transmembrane transporter activity. Gene Ontology annotation, cellular component: plasma membrane. The coding region runs from base 127 to 1962 and encodes 611 amino acids. The transcript is spliced from 12 exons. The record is from RefSeq and is a predicted model, not a curated record. Gene Ontology annotation, biological process: metal ion transport. NCBI's taxonomy places the organism in Eukaryota, Metazoa, Chordata, Aves, Passeriformes, Motacillidae.